Lacerta agilis (Sand lizard) is the source of this 2024-nucleotide messenger RNA. RefSeq names its product carbohydrate sulfotransferase 13 (gene CHST13). NCBI's taxonomy places the organism in Eukaryota, Metazoa, Chordata, Lepidosauria, Squamata, Lacertidae. The record is from RefSeq and is a predicted model, not a curated record. The coding region runs from base 305 to 1327 and encodes 340 amino acids. Gene Ontology annotation, biological process: carbohydrate biosynthetic process; proteoglycan biosynthetic process. Gene Ontology annotation, molecular function: sulfotransferase activity. Gene Ontology annotation, cellular component: membrane. The transcript has 3 exons.
CCUCUCCCGCUGUCUCUUCCCCCCCCCCCCGCGCCACCGCGCCGCCUUAGUCCGGCCCUGCCCCGCGCCGAGGUUUCCCUUUGCCCUGAGGGACUGCGCUGUGCUGCUCUCGCUUGGCGCCGGAGAGGCAGAGCCGGCGGCCGGAGGAACUCUGCGUCUGGAGGCGCCCGCAGCGACGCCGCCAGCGGCAGUGGUAGCAGCUGCCCGAAGCCCGGGCCAUGAGGAGCCGCCGUGACUCUCUGGCGACUCCGCGCGACUCCCUCGCCGCCGCCGCCGCCCCGGGGGAUGCCCUCUAGGCGCGAGGAUGAGGCAGAGCAGGGGGCAGCGGAUGGUCCUGGCCACUUGCCUGGGCUCUCUGCUCCUCGUCGUCUUCUACUUCCAGAGCAGCUCCAACCCAGCUGCAGAGGACGGGAUUCUGAAGUCCAGUUGGCAUGGAAAGUCCGGUCGAAGUCCACUUCAGGCUCUUUACCACAAUGAUCAGUUUGAGCAAUCCUCCCUGCAGGCGACGCACCAGCGCAGGCGGGACCUGCUGAACAAGGUGUGCAACCGUUACACGCGCAAGCGGCGCCUCCUCACUCCUGACGACUUGCGCCACCUGGUGGUUGACGAUGUUCACGGGCUGCUGUACUGCUACGUCCCCAAGGUGGCUUGCACUAACUGGAAGCGGGUCAUGAUGGUCUUGACCGGGCAGGGCAAGUACCGGGACCCGCUGGAAAUCCCAGCCAACGAGGCGCACGUGGCUUCCAACCUGCACACCCUCUCCGAGUACAGCAUCCCCGAAAUCAACUACCGCCUGCGCAACUACCUCAAGUUCAUCUUUGUGCGGGAGCCCCUGGAGCGGCUGGUCUCUGCCUACCGCAACAAGUUCACCCGCAGCUACAACACGGCAUUCCACAAGCGCUACGGGACCAAGAUAAUCCGGCGGCAUCGCCAGGACCCCAGCGACGAGGCCCUGGAGCACGGCCACGACGUGCGCUUCGAGGAGUUUGUGUACUACUUGCUGGAUCCGCAGACUCAGCGCGAAGAGCCUUUCAAUGAGCACUGGGAGCGAGUGCACUCCCUCUGCCACCCCUGUAUCAUCCACUACGACGUGGUAGGCAAGUACGAGACGUUGGCCAAGGACUCCAAUUACAUCCUGCGACUGGUUGGGGCUGACGCAGGCGUCAAGUUCCCCUCCUCCUCCAAGACCACCAGGACCAACGACGACAUGACGGCUAAGUUCUUCCAGAACAUCAGCCCCUUUUACCAAAGGAGGUUAUUUAAUUUAUACAAAAUGGAUUACUUGCUCUUCAACUACUCCAUCCCGACUUACUUACGCACCCGAUGAGGUGGUGACCGAGCACCCGGGCCUCCCUUUGCCUUUUCUGAUUUCUGCUGUCAGCCAGUGAACAUAAGAUAGGAGAUAACCCUUCCCCUCUUGUUGUGGUGGUCAAUCCAUUGGGAUUCCAGUUUUCCAAACUGCAGCCACUGUUACUGUCCCUUCCUUUCCCUUAUUUCAGUUAAAGAAAUCUACUGUUGUUUGAUUAUUCUUCCUCAGCCAAAGAUAAUUGUUUCCAGGGGAACACAGGAAUUGUGGCCUUUUUUUGUAAGGAGAUUGGAGAAUCAACCUGGAACGAUCAGAGAAGCAAUAAAACAUGAUAUGCAUUUUAUGUGUUGUUUAAUAUUCCCCCAAAGCCUCUCUCUCUCUCUCCUUGUAGAUUGAAGAAGCAGGGGUUGUGAGCCAAAAGUGUCUUAUUGUGAACAAUGUCUUAGUGUGAACUAGAAUUUUUUCUGUGAGACAAAGCCUUAUUUCAUGUCCCCUCCUCGCUCUUUCUCUCUCAACCAGUGUUGGAUAUGGCUGAGCACUUUCUGCACAAAAAAAGCCCACCAAGUUAUACUCCCAAGCAAAUUCCAUUUAUAUGAAUAGACAUUGCACGGGGGCAGUGCUGCUUAAUAUAUUGUCCAUUGGAGUAGGGCGGGGCAUGCACACAUAUUCACGCAUAUCAAUGGUCUGAACCAAAGCAGAAAUGAAUGCCUUUGUUCAA